Penicillium odoratum is the source of this 399-nucleotide messenger RNA. RefSeq lists its product as uncharacterized. Lineage: Eukaryota; Fungi; Ascomycota; Eurotiomycetes; Eurotiales; Aspergillaceae. The coding region runs from base 1 to 399 and encodes 132 amino acids. The record is from RefSeq and is a predicted model, not a curated record. The transcript has 2 exons.
AUGACUGCAAGUCUCAUCCAAGCAGGCGCAUCGGCUCGACUUGAAGGAUUAAACGGUCUUGCAGGAGAAGAUGUCCAGCGAGCCAAGUCACGACUUGAACAGGCCUUGCAUGAGAUGACAGAAGAGCAAUUUAACUGGGCUAUGCUCCUCAGUAUGAGUCGCAAAAGAAACUUCUGGGCCCUCCUCGGGUUGAAGAUACUCUUCUGGAACUCUGGCACGAAUACCACCGCCGGUGGCUAUCCGUUGUGGCUGAAAGGUCUUUAUUGGUACUCGAUUAGCAAACCAAAUGAUCUCGCCACAACUGUGUCAGUUCUUGGAAUCUUGGAUACACUUUUUAUCUGUUUCACGUCUGAGUUGUUCUAUGGUCCUGCAUGGGCUAUAUCAGUCCACAACGUUUGA